Molecule: messenger RNA, 956 nt
Organism: Megalobrama amblycephala (Wuchang bream)
Lineage: Eukaryota; Metazoa; Chordata; Actinopteri; Cypriniformes; Xenocyprididae
Gene: armc7
Product: armadillo repeat containing 7
Exons: 4
Coding region: 279-857 (192 amino acids)
Molecular function (GO): protein binding
Source: RefSeq, a predicted model, not a curated record
CAGUUUUAUGAGGAAUAAACUUUAGAUCACAGGAACCAUAGAUGACAGUUAAUGCGGGGAAGUAUUUACUGACGGACCAGGCGUGUUGAGCAGCUUCAGUGAUGGGAAACCUGAUCAAACAGACUUUUUUUUUGGAUUAAAUUAAAUUAAUUUGUAUUUACAGUCCGAAUUUGAAUCCGAAAUUCAAAUUAUAUAAGUUUGUAGUAGAAGCACAAAUGACUUUCAUCAGCAUUAUUCUGCACGUGUGUUAAACCCAUGUUACCCAUGAUCCAUCUGUGAUGGCAGGAAAGAAUCGAUUCUCUGUGUCUGACAGGUUUGAGUUCCUGCAGGGGCUGGUCACAGAGUUUCAGGACACUGACAGUGAGGAGGCUAAAGAGCAAGUGCUGGCAAACCUGGCCAACUUUGCAUAUGAUCCAUCCAACAUGGAAGCUCUGCGAAUGCUCCAGGUCACUGAACUCUUCCUGGACAUGCUGACAGAAGAGAACGACAACUUUGUGGAGUUUGGAAUUGGUGGUUUAUGUAACCUCAGCAUGGAGCGUGAGUCCCGUGAUCAGAUCCUGCAAAGCGGUGGAGUCCCAUUAGUGAUAUCAUGCCUGUCGAGUAACAGAGAUGAGACUGUUCUCUCUGCCAUCACUACAUUAAUGAACCUCACCACAGCUGCCUCGCGCGCUGAGACCACAGACAGCGCAGUGGUGCAGUGCAUGCUGCGCUUCUCUCUCACAGAGAACCCGCGCCUCAGGAACCUGGCUUCUGUCUUCCUGCAGGACUACUGCACACAGGAACAAGUGGACAGAGCCCGAGAGGCAAUGCAGGGACAAAGUCAGUCGGUGGUAGGGAUUCCACUUCCAAAGGACUGACUUUUGAUUUCGCAUGUAAUUGUUUCUGGACAAUUGAAAAUGUUUAAAUUGUGUAAUUUAAGAUUAUUUUGAAAAAUAAAACCUUAUUUUCUUAAUAAA